CGGUAAUGCACCAUUGAGCUGGAUGCCAACCGCCGUCAAACCCGAAAAAGAGGAAGAAGAAGAAGAAGAAGACAGUUUCAUAACAAUACGCCACUUCCUCUGACCGCUGCUUAAGGUAACUUUAAGUUAUCUACCUCAUGACUCAAUGUUGCGUUUGAUCGCAACAUCCCUGUGCCUCAGAUGCCAAAGUGCCGCAGCUCUAUCUUUACACAUAAGACCAUGUGCAACACUCAUCCCAGCAGAGAACCAGCAGACUGUGGAGGCUCUCUACGAUCUCUCUGUGGACAUCCAGAAGGUGCGGAAACUAAAUAGCUGGGUCCUGCAUCAGAGCCCAGCCUACACUAAGGAGGUAGCAGACCUGCUGAAGGACUUAGGGGCCUCGGGCCCUGUCAUUGCCCGGAUCCUCACAGUUCACCCUGAGGCGGUUCUCUGCCAGCCGGAGCAGAUGCAGACUCAGAGGGAGCUGUGGAUGUCUGUGUGCCCGAAACACAAAGAGCUGGUUGGUAUCAUUGAGAACUUCCCAGCCUCCUUCUUCACUUCCUCCAGCCACCACGACAACCAGCGGAACAACAUCACUUUCUUCCAGAGCCUUAACCUCAACAAGAGAAUUAUCACUAAACUCAUGGCCAGCGCUCCGCUGAGCUUCAGUCGCCCGGUGGAGCAGAACGAGGUGAUGGUGCGCACCCUCCAGCAGGCUUACCAGGAGCUCGGGGGGGAGGAGGCCAACAUGAAGAUCUGGCUGCAGAAGCUGCUGAGUCAGAACCCGUUUGUUCUCAUGAAGCCCCCUGAGGUGCUAAGGGAGAACCUGCUGUUUCUGAGGGACAAGGGCUUCAGCACCGCCGAGCUCCUCCACCUGCUCUCCAAACUCAGGGGAUUUGUCACCGAGCUGAACCCCGACACCAUGCGCCGCACCAUGGCGUACUCGCAGGACACCAUUGGCUGCUCCGAGGCAGAGCUGCGGCACAUCGUCCUCAACUGCCCGGCUGUGCUUUACUACCCUGAGGAUAUUCUGGCCGAGCGCUUUAAGGGCCUGCUCAGCGUUGGAAUCAGCAUGUCGCAAAUCAAAGAGACUCCGACUGUUUUGGAGCUGACCACGCAGAUAGUGAAUUAUCGCAUCCAGCGACUGAGGGUGCACGGGUAUGACGUAAGGACAGGUAGUCUGGAGGUCCUUAAUGGCACUAAAAAGGACUUUGAGAUGAGCUAUGAAAAAUUACAUCUACGUAGUGAAAGACCUAUUUUUAACCCUGUCGCCCCUCUAAAAGUGGAUGACUGACAUCAUUUGUAUGGAUUAAAUCAAGAGAAUUCAAGUUUAAACUGGAUGUGUAAUUGUGUAUUAAUAUUCUUAUUAUUUAUGUUAUUCAGUGUAGGAUUAAAGUGUGAGCCCAUUUCAAACAUUCAAUUUAUAAUGAGAUACAUCUGUUUAUCCCACAUAUAUCUAUUUAUGCCACUUUAACUUGAGUGUCUUUUGGAAAGUAUCUCAGUAUGCACGAUUUAUGGGUGUCAAUACAGGCUAAAUGUAUAUUUAAGGUGUGAAAAAUUAGGAUGAAGGAUCACACUUAAGUAUUUGAGAGUCCCUUUCUGCUGCCAAAAUAUUCAAUCUGGUGGAAUUCAAAGUAAUUAAAAUCCAAUCAAUAAACUACUUUUGAGUCAUGAGACAAGCCCUUAUUUCCUGUAAUAAUGAAGUGUAUCCAAACACCAAAUGCAGAUUAAAAUAUUCAUAUAUUUGUAAGUUACAAACAGGUGAAUGUUAUGGAUGUUUUUAGUUCAGUUGUUUAACAGUCUUAUGGACUGUGGAAUAAAACACUGCAUAAUAUAACUGGGUAAUGAGUAUAACUGCGGACAAACAAGGCUGUUCAAAGCUUUUUAUUUACAGCCUGUGUAAGUCUCUUAUUUUCACACAAUGUUCUUGGCAGCACUGUUUCCCUCAGGGAAGAAAUCAGUGGCAGAUUUGUAUUGUUAGUUUACAGAUGGAGACACUUUAUUAUAUGCCAUUUCACUUCAGAAAUGUCAUUAUAAUUUUAAAGGAAUUCAAAUGCUAUUGAAAGAUGAGAAAAAUAAAAGUCAGGAAAAUGUCCUAUGAUUUGAACGGUUUCUUUAAAUGCACUUUUCAAUAUUAAUUCAAAAAGCAGUUUCAGUUCAUUCAUGUAAAAUAGAUUUUCGAUUAUAUUUGGCUUAAUUAAUGAGCUUUUCCUGUCUGUGUGCGUCAUUCAGAGGUAAAAAGACUGCUUUUGGGCUAGUGCCCACAUUUACUUAAGUGUCGGCCACAAAAUCAAUACACAAUUUUACUGAGCAUUGUCUAACCAAAGGAGGGCAUUGCAAAAAGGUUGUGUUUUGAAUGUGUCUUAAUAUAUCAAAGCCAGCAAAAGCCCUUGAAGCAUGUGAAAGAGUGCCCUUUAAUGGGAGUGGGCUCCACGGCUAAUGAAGCCAUGACUUUAUGCCUGAAGGUUCCUUCUCUGUGUAAGAUGGGGGUCACAACAAAAACAGAGAGAGGACUUGUGUGUCCAGAGGGAUGAGGUGGGACAGGAGGGGGGGGAUUAUAUACUUUAACAACUUCCACUGCCCAUCUGCCGCUUCCUGCAUCACACAGCAAGGCUCUGUAGUCAUGGUGAUAGCCACUGGGCAGAUGAUGCGAAAGUGAGUGCAUCUGGUAAUGAAUUUGUGCUCAGCAGAUGGAUGCUUGAGUUCAUUUUUAAACCAUUCAUAACAUGGAAACCCUGAGGGCGGCACAACAGGAGUACACCGCAGCUGAUGUACUGACGGUUUCUAAAACACAGACAUCCGUGACAUUUUCUUAAACUCAUCAAGGUUGAGUUUCGCUCUGCAAUAAAUACAAGGAGUUAAUCAGGAUGGGACAAGGCCUCAGGUGUAUAAAUGCAAGUCACUUCUAUUUCUUACCCACCGUCCUCUUGUCCUCUGCGGCCGUGUCGUGCCGCACUGUGGGUUUGAAUUACGAAGACAAGCCAGAUAGGUUAAUAAGAGGGAGUAUAAAUUGUACUUUUUCAUUUCAAACACGACACUGGUUGAUAUUAGCCACGCUUAACAAAUUGCUUUUAUGGAUUAUAUCUCACCUGAAACAGAUGACAUCUGCAUUUAAAAGCUAUGAUAUCCAGCUGAAGUCAGGAUUUGGAUGACAACUACAGCAAUAAAUAUUCCUCAGUGGGAGUUACAUUUUUAUUAUGAAGUAUAUUCAUCAAAACAAGCUAAUGCAGGAGAAGAGUCACUAUUUCUCAAAGGAAAGUAUUGUGUUCACCACUAAGGAAAACUUAAAGUUGCAAUAUAUAUUAAUAUUUGUUUUCCUCAAUAGACCUCUAACAUUCCGCCUUAAAAUAAAAACAUGAACAAAUAUUGUUAUUGCACUUGUGUUGUGUUUCUUUAAAUAAAAAAUAACAUUUGCAGUUUAA
This is a messenger RNA of Gymnodraco acuticeps, 3401 nucleotides long. RefSeq names its product mitochondrial transcription termination factor 2 (gene mterf2). Gene Ontology annotation, biological process: regulation of DNA-templated transcription; termination of mitochondrial transcription. Lineage: Eukaryota; Metazoa; Chordata; Actinopteri; Perciformes; Bathydraconidae. The transcript is spliced from 2 exons. The record is from RefSeq and is a predicted model, not a curated record. Gene Ontology annotation, cellular component: mitochondrial matrix. The coding region runs from base 146 to 1273 and encodes 375 amino acids. Gene Ontology annotation, molecular function: double-stranded DNA binding.